Molecule: messenger RNA, 592 nt
Organism: Impatiens glandulifera
Lineage: Eukaryota; Viridiplantae; Streptophyta; Magnoliopsida; Ericales; Balsaminaceae
Exons: 1
Coding region: 40-432 (130 amino acids)
Source: RefSeq, a predicted model, not a curated record
UUCUCACUUCUUUUCAUCAUCCUUCUUUUACCGGCGGCCAUGAAGAUCAUCAUCCCAACGCCGCCAUCAUCUUCCAAGAAAUCCCACGAAACAUACCUUAGAUUCCUCAAGCCAGGAGCUCUUGCGAAGCUUCGUGAUUCUCGAAUCAACGCCAGGUCCUCGUCUCACCGAAUUGAUUUCAAGCUCAUGAUCUCUUCGAUCGGAAUCCAAUCGCCGCCGCAUCGGAUCCCAAAUCUUCACGCGGAGGCCAAUGACGACGCUAAUUUCCUCUGCUUCACGGGAAGGAUCAACGGUCCCAGAUUUCCGCAGAGGAAGAAGCUAAUGGCGGCUAGAUCUUUCUUCUUUAUCAACAACUCCAGUCCGCCUACAGAUUCACCUGCCUCCGUUAUCAUCGAUGACGCCUUCAGUAAUGAUAUGCUUGCUGCACAUUGAAUUGAAUACAUAUUUUCUUAUUAUUAUAGAUCAUCGGAUACCCACCCUCUGUAAUUGCCUUCCUUUCUUGUCUAUUACAUUUUACCUAGGUCAAUAAAUUAAAUUUUGCAAUAAAACUACUAGUUUUUCCUGUUUAUUGAUCAAUCAAUUCCCAUUGUUA